This is a messenger RNA of Tupaia belangeri chinensis (Chinese tree shrew), 3679 nucleotides long. RefSeq names its product putative adhesion G protein-coupled receptor E4P. Gene Ontology annotation, cellular component: plasma membrane. NCBI's taxonomy places the organism in Eukaryota, Metazoa, Chordata, Mammalia, Scandentia, Tupaiidae. The transcript has 17 exons. The coding region runs from base 96 to 2177 and encodes 693 amino acids. The record is from RefSeq and is a predicted model, not a curated record. Gene Ontology annotation, molecular function: calcium ion binding; G protein-coupled receptor activity. Gene Ontology annotation, biological process: adenylate cyclase-activating G protein-coupled receptor signaling pathway; cell surface receptor signaling pathway.
CUGGGGUGAGAAGCAAGGACUUUUCAUUCUUUGGGGAACUCUCCCCACGUCCUGCUUAGGAGCGGCUCAGGCUGUGGCCCGGGCGUCUGGGUGCUAUGGGAACCAGCUUCCUGCUCCCACUCUCCGGUCUCAGCAUCCUGUUGGCUUUGGCAGGAUCAGAAGCAAAGUAUUAUGGAGCUCUCUGUCCUCCAUGCCCUGCAAAGGCCAACUGCCACAACAGCACUCACUGUGUCUGCCAAGAUGGAUUCCAAUCCAGAUCGAGAAGGAAGUACUUCACUGAGCCCUAUGAGAUAUGUGAAGAUAUCGACGAGUGUAAGUCUGGACUGGCCAAGUGCAAGCAUGAAGCAUACUGCAGUAAUAAGGUCGGGACGUAUGUGUGCAGCUGUCUGACCUUCCUCAACUGGAUAGCUCGUCAAUUUAACAUCCAUUAUCCAGGUUGUUAUGAGGACAGUGGUGAGGCAACCCAGUCGCAGAUGGACAUCUGGGAAACUCUACGGAAAAAUGAAAGCAAAAAGGACAUUGCAAGAACGGCUACCCAGCUACUUCAGAACAUGGAACUGACCAUAUUCAAUAGAAGUUUUGCUGCUCCAGGAAAGGGUGAAGAUUCCAUAUUUGAUUUAGUCUAUGAAACCAAGAGAUGCAAUGAGACAAGGAAGAAGACUCUUCUGGAAGCUGGAAAUAACAUGAUGGAUAUUGACUGCACUGAUGCCUUCAAAGGAAACCUAAGAGAUAGGAGUGCAGUUUCUCUCAUCACUUACAGAUCUCUUGGGGACAUUCUGAAUGGAUCCUUUUUCAAUAACAGAAGAGGGAUGCAGGAAGUAAAACUAAACUCUCAUGUGGUGAGUGGUACCAUCGGUUUGAAGGAGAAAGUCGACCUGUCUGAACCUGUGUUCCUGACUUUUAAGCAUACUGAGCCCGGUGGUGCAAGAAGAAAACAUUUAUGUGUCUACUGGGAAGGAUCGGCCGAGAGGAACGGCUGGUCGACCGACGGCUGUUUUCACGUGGACAGCAACGAUUCCUACACCAGAUGCAAGUGCUUCCACCUGUCCAGCUUCGCGGUGCUCAUAGCUCUCAGCCCCAAGGAGGACCCUGUGCUGACCGCCAUCACCUACGUGGGGUUGAGCCUGUCUCUGCUAUGCCUCCUCCUGGCAGCCCUCACCUUCCUCCUGUGCCGGCCCAUCCAGAACACCAGCACCUCCCUGCAUCUGCAGCUCUCGGUCUGCCUCUUCCUGGCCCACCUCCUCUUCCUCACGGGCAUCAACAGAACUGAGCCUCAGGUGCUGUGCUCCGUCAUCGCAGGUGUGUUGCAUUACCUGUACCUGGCCUCCUUCACCUGGAUGUUCCUCGAAGGGCUUUACCUCUUUCUGACCGUCAGAAACCUCAAGGUGGCCAACUACUCCAGUGCAAGCAGAUUCAAGAAGAAGUUUGUGUACCCUCUGGGCUACGGGAUCCCCGCUGUGAUUGUUGCUGUGUCUGCAAUUGUUGGACACAGACAUUAUGGAACCAGUACUCACUGCUGGCUCAAGCUUGAUAAAGGAUUCAUCUGGAGUUUCAUGGGGCCGGUGGCUGUCAUUAUCUUGAUAAACUUGACGUUCUACAUCCAAACUCUGUGGAUUUUGAGAAGCAAACUUUCCUCCCUCAAUAAAGAAGUUUCUACCAUUCAGGACACAAGAGUCAUGACAUUUAAAGCCAUUGCUCAGCUAUUUAUCCUGGGAUGCUCUUGGAGCCUCGGAUUUUUUGUGGUUGAAGAAGUUGGGAAGACGGUCGGAUCAGUCAUUGCCUAUUUAUUCACCAUCAUCAAUGUCCUGCAGGGAGUUCUCCUCUUUGUGGUACACUGUCUCCUUAAUCGGCAGGUACGAAUGGAAUAUAAGAGAUGGUUCAGAAGAACACGGAAAGGGGCAGAAACAGAAAUCACUGAGAUGUCUCGUUCUACGACCCAGACCAAAAUGAAAAGAUGUCACAUUGGCCCAGCCACCUCCAGUCUUGGUCUCUGUUUCUUGGAUGAAGGUGAACUGACUUGUUUAUGGACAAUACUCAGACAUGGGUUGGACAAAUGCCACCAUUCUCUCUCCCCUGUGAAAUGCCCAGACUCAUUCACCUAUUUUGACUUUUUUUUUUUUCAGUUUUUUACUAUAGGGUACAUGCGCUUGCCAGAGAGACAGAGAGAGGGAAAGUGAGAAAAGGGGAGGAAGCUGUAAGCCAUGAACAACCAAGACUCCUAGCAGCUGGGGUGUGAGGUGUGGGGAGAUUGGCCCUAAUAAAAAACCACUUGGUGAGGCAUUAAUUGCAAGAGUCAAAGAGAAUGGACCCCAGGGAGGAUGGCUACACUGCAGUCCCUUCUCCUCCAUUCUCCUCUAGGGAUUUUGGGCAUGCAUGCACAUGUGCCUGGCAUGUUUUUCAUGCCACCAGGUCUGGGGCUUGAACUACACAGUCAGCCAUGUGGGAUCUAGCACCUUAACUACCACACCACCUGUUGGUCCCAUCUGUUUUAACUUUUAUCUUCAUAGAAAGAACACCACCGUCCCUCACUCACGUUGUAUUGCCACCAGAAAGGAUCUCUUGGCCAAGUCUGACAAGUUUCCUAUUUCCUUUGCCUGAUGGCUUUUUGGAUUUACAUGUGUUUAUGGGGUCGUUUUAUUUUUUUAGUGGCAUCUUGAACAUGUGCUGGUGCAAAUGCCCCUGAUCAAAUGGAGUGGUAUGUCAGUGCAGUGGUUUGGUCUCUCUUUUUUUUUCUAUUUCUUUUUUAAAUUUUGCUCAAGGGCACAUGCACUCAACGAGAGAGAAAAAGAGAGAGAGAAAGAGAGUGAAAUUAAGAAACAACCCCUAGGAAGGUGUGUUCACAUCACAGUCACUUCUCCAUUUCUCCCUCCAUUUGGGAUUUGGGGCAUGCACCAUACACAUGCUGGCAUGUCUAUCAAGCCACUAGGUCUGGGCUUUGAACUGUGUAGUCAGCCAUGUGAGAUCCAGCCACCUUAACCACCAGGCCAUGAGCUGGCUCUUUUUUUUUUUUUUUUUUAAUCAUUACUCAUACUUUUCCGAAGUAACUGGUUUUUAGGUAUAUUUUUCAGCGCAUUAAUAAAUGCAUAGUGUGUUAAUCGUGCCAGAAAAGGAAAUGUUACAUGUCGUAAAGCUAUAUGUGAUUAAAUGUAACAUAAAAAAUGCAGAGAUGACUAUGUUACCAGAUUGGAAAAUUCAUUUGGUAUACUGUCGCGAUACACAGUUAUUAAAUGUAAAAAAAUGAAACGUGUGAAAUGAUAACAACCAUCAAUGUUAAAAUAGCACGCAAGAGUUGACAUAAUUCAUUUGAAGAGACUGCAUGUGUGGGUUUUGGAUUAUGGACGGAAGAUUGUGACUUUUUCCACUUAAUCAAAAAUGUCUUCUCAUCAUGGACACGUGAUUCCCUCCCACUGCUGGCUUUGAGAUGAUAGGACUCCCUAAAUUGUAAAGAGGUCAAAUGUAGGGAUAGUCACAUGGGUUUUUAAAUGAGUGCAUGCCGUGACAAUUUUCAUAUUGCAUCCUUUCAAAUUCCCACCAAUAAAACUCGUAUAAAAUGCAACUUUCUGGUCCGUUGAUGUGUCCUUGUGCUUAAUUCCUAUUCUACUCACAUCUGGUCCAAGACUGUUGCAGGAAGACAGAAUAAACAACUGAAUAUUCCAGGUCUUGCAGGGCUAAGUUUCAG